UGGCGGUGUGGGGGCGGGACCGUGCCUCUGUGAAGGAAAAGUCGAGGAAGCUGUCAUGGCGGCGAGUCUUCCUCUCAGGCUUUUGGGCCUGGGCGUCGCGGCCUUGUGCUUGGCCGCCUUGGCCGUCGAAGGGCAGAAGAAGAAGGAGAUGGUGCUUUCGGAAAAAGUGAGCCAGUUGAUGGAAUGGACGAGCAAAAGGUCUGUCAUUCGUCUCAAUGGGGACAAGUUCCGUCGUCUGGUGAAGGCACCUCCGAGAAACUACUCUGUGAUCAUCAUGUUCACGGCACUUCAGCCUCACCGACAGUGUGUUGUGUGCAAGCAAGCUGAUGAGGAAUACCAGAUUCUGGCCAACUCCUGGCGAUACUCAAGUGCAUUUACCAACAGGAUCUUCUUUGCCAUGGUUGAUUUCGAUGAAGGCUCCGAUGUCUUUCAGAUGCUGAACAUGAACUCUGCUCCGACGUUCAUUAACUUCCCAGCGAAAGGGAAGCCGAAAAGAGGAGACACGUAUGAGCUGCAGGUGCGAGGUUUCGCUGCAGAACAGCUGGCUCGCUGGGUAGCCGAUCGGACUGAUGUCCAUAUCCGAGUGAUAAGGCCUCCGAACUACGCUGGGCCCUUGAUGCUGGGCCUGCUGCUGGCAGUCAUUGGUGGUCUGGUGUACUUAAGGAGAAGCAACCUGGAUUUUCUGCAUAACAAGACUGGCUGGGCGUUAGCUGCUUUGUGCUUCGUUCUGGCAAUGACUUCGGGGCAAAUGUGGAACCACAUCCGAGGGCCACCCUAUGCGCAUAAGAAUCCUCACACAGGCCAAGUGAACUAUAUCCACGGAAGCAGCCAAGCUCAGUUUGUUGCUGAAACACACAUUGUUCUCUUGUUCAAUGCUGGUGUGACCCUGGGGAUAGUGCUCUUACACGAAGCGGCAACAUCCGACUUGGAAGUGGGGAAGAGAAAAAUAAUCUGUAUGGCUGGAAUUGGUCUGGUCGUGGUGUUCUUCAGCUGGCUGCUCUCCAUAUUUAGAUCAAAAUACCAUGGCUAUCCAUACAGCUUCCUCAUGAGUUAAGGGACAUUGGAGCUGUGCUCUUCCCUCAGCAUGGAACAGAAGCAUUCAGUAUGUGGAUCAUGCUACCUCUACUUGAAAUUAAUGAAAUUGUUGCACACGAAACCAAAGAUGUCUAGUGCCUUGAAGAAAGAAACAAUUUGCCCUGAAAGUCCUAGAGAGUAUGAAGAUGAGAGCAUUGCCAUCCUCAAUUGAUUUGGGGUCGUUUGUAAUCUCAGCUUUCUAUUGUUAGUUUUAAAAGAAGCCUCACCUUUCCUUUAAUUCUAAUGCCACAGCCCCAAGAGCCUUCUCAGGCUCCUGCCAGUGCCUCUGUGUUUCUCCAGAGAAAAAUCCUGAUUUCACUGCAAUCCUUUGCAGCUCUACAGAUUGCCAUGCAUUUCCACUUUCUCUGGUAUUGAGGAGGGAACUGUUGGAUGGGACUGUUUUCCCAGUGGCAGGGGGCUCAGAAACCUUGGAACAUCAUGCAACCCCUUUGGACUGUGGGCUUGAGGAGCAAGCCGUCUCAUACUCUGCAUUUCCAGAAGCCCCGGUGUCUGUUUUCCACCCAUCCGAUGCCCUCGUUGUUGGGUUGGGCACAUUCUAAUUGUUAAGGUUACAUUUGUGUGCAACAGGCUUCAGAGCAAGGCCGCUUUGGGGGAGAGGGGACACUCUUAGAGAGGAACUGGUGUACAAAAAGCCCACCUUCCACAUUUUUAUUUUAGCCAGCAAAGUUGAGUGGCUUUUCUUAAGCUCAUCUUUUCUCUCUCUUCAAAGAGUGGGACUAUCCUGGGAUGGGAGUGGUCAUUUCUCAUGCCAUGAGCUUGAGAAGAUUCUUUAAGAUUGUUACCCUGUUAUGGCCUGACUAUUACAAAGUAGCAGUAGAGCAGGCUGUCUCUCUUUGUGAUGGGCCUUGCUUGUGACUUCAUUUUGAAGAGCAUGCAGCCCUGACCAAUAGCUACUAGCUUUAGGAACAUGUCUGCCUCACAAGCAAGGUGACCCACUUUAAUCAUGCCAGUUCCCUUUUGUGGGGUAGGGGCUGAGUCCCCCGAUGCAAGUGAUGAACUGGCACUACUAAAGCUGUUUGCAUUGCAACCCUGUUCCAAGAGUUUCAAGCCUGCUGUUCUGAAUGACUGGUCUCCUGUGCCUUUGGGACCUGAGGGAAGGGUCCUUGCUGUUACACAUAUGAACAUCUUAUAUUCACAAUUGUGACUAGCAGGCUCCUCAGAGGUGAGCCAAGAGUGAGAUCCCAGUAUAUAUAUCCCCAAAUUGAGAUUGUAAAAGCUUUUUGUCUUCUGCUUUAGUUGCUUUUCCUACAAAUGAGAAUGAGGUGCCAUUGGAGGCAUUCCCCCUCCCCAGAAAAAGCAUUGCUUGGCUUUCAAACUCGUUAAGACAUGGUUCAGAACUGGAUUAUCAGGGAAUGCCAGCUGCCUGGCCACAUACUGCCUCCUUAAAUACAGGCCUUGCAUGGCUCAUGAGCGGGUCACAACUCCCACGAUCCCUCGCUAUUAUUGUUCUGCCCAGGGCUAAUGGGACUUGCAGUUCAGUGGUGCUGGAGCCCCAGGUUGCCUAAUCUGGAUACAGUGCAAGUGAACUCAACUGAUUCCCAUUGGGGGCGGGAAAGCCAUGGAAAUACUGUUUCAUUGAAGUUGAGGGGAGCGACUCCUGCUCUCUUUAGGUACACAGUCUGCUCUUAUACAGGUUUCCUCUAUGUAAUUGCAUUUCAAGUGCCUUACUUAACACUGCUAGUCUAUUUUUCUGGGAUUGGUUCCCCAUUUUUAAAAUGUUUAUUUUAUACGGCUCAGAGCAUCCCAUUAUAGUAGCAUGGAUACUGAAAUAACUACUGUGGAUUUUGACAAGUUUCAAUAAAUACUUUACAAACAUA
Molecule: messenger RNA, 2912 nt
Organism: Anolis carolinensis (green anole)
Lineage: Eukaryota; Metazoa; Chordata; Lepidosauria; Squamata; Anolidae
Gene: magt1
Product: magnesium transporter 1
Exons: 10
Coding region: 56-1054 (332 amino acids)
Cellular component (GO): oligosaccharyltransferase complex
Source: RefSeq, a predicted model, not a curated record